AGGAUUGUCCUGGGUCCGCUCCGCCGCCUUCGCUGCGUGACUCCUCCCGCCGGCCCCGCCAUGGUCUCGGCUCCGCGCUGCCCGCCGGGCGUCUGGGGGCUCCUGGCGCUGCUGCUGCUGCUGCCCCUGCCCGGGGCUCGCGGCAAUUGUGAUUCUCCUCCAAGAUUGAGUUUUGCUGAGCUGCCUGGGGCAGUGAACAAUUCCUAUCCUGUUGGGACCAAACUGAAAUACUCCUGUCGCCCAGGAUACAUGUUGGUCUCUGGAAAGUCUCCUUACGUUACAUGUCUUGCAAAUUCAACAUGGUCAGUAGACCCUGAGUUUUGUGUAGGAAGACCAUGUAAACCACUAGAACUAGAAAAUGGCAUGGUUCAUUUCAUGGAUCUCCAGUUUGGUGCAACAGCAAACUUCUCCUGUAAUGAAGGGUACAGAUUAAAUGGACCAACUUCUGCCAAAUGUGUGGUUGUGGGAAAUGGAGUUGAUUGGGAUAAGGAGCUUCCACUUUGCGAAGCAAUACCUUGUAUUCCACCUCCUGGUAUCACCCAUGGAUCCCAUACUGGUCAGAGUGAACAAGAGUUUUCCUUUGGCUCAGCAGUAACUUACAAAUGUGACCAGGGCUUCUCUCUUAUUGGAGAGGCCUCCAUUCAUUGUACAACGAAAGAUAAUCGCAAUGGAGACUGGAGUGGACCUGCUCCUGAAUGCAAAGUGGUCAAUUGUCCAGAGCCAGAAGUCAAAAAUGGAAAAAAGCAAUCUGGGUAUGGACUCCAUUAUUCAUAUGGAAACACCGUAAUAUUUGAAUGCGAUUCUGGCUACACUCUGAAGGGUAGCAGUUCAGUUAAAUGUGAAGCUAACAAUUUAUGGUUUCCAUCUUUGCCAACUUGUCUACGGCAGAACACUGGUACCACGAUUGCUAUUGACAGGCCCCGCCCCGCAGCCUGCAGACCCCGCCCCCCGCUGCUGGCCCCGCCCCCCAGUGCUGGCUCCGCUGACGGCAGGCGCCGGGGCCGCUUCUUGAGUCAGUCCCCGCGGGUGCGUCGUCGAAGCAGCAUCGUCCUGGGUCCGCUCCGCCGCCUUCGCUGCGUGACUCCUCCCGCCGGCCCCGCCAUGGUCUCGGCUCCGCGCUGCCCGCCGGGCGUCUGGGGGCUCCUGGCGCUGCUGCUGCUGCUGCCCCUGCCCGGGGCUCGCGGAAGACAAUGUAAAACACUAGAACUAGGAAAUGGCAGGGUUCAUUUCACGGAUCUCCAGGUUGGUGCAACAGCAAACUUCUCCUGUAAUGAAGGGUACAGAUUAAUUGGACCGACUUCUGCCCAAUGUGCACUUGUGGGAAAUGGAGUUGAUUGGGAUAAGGAGGUUCCACUUUGUCAAGCAAUACCUUGUCUUCCACCUCCUGGUAUUACCCAUGGAUCCCAUACUGGUCAGAGUGAACAAGAGUUUUCCUUUGGCUCAGCGAUAACUUACAAAUGUGACCAGGGCUUCUCUCUUAUUGGAGAGGCCUCCAUUCAUUGUACAACAAAAGAUCAUGUCAAUGGAAAGUGGAGUGGGCCUGCUCCUGAAUGCAAAGCGAUUACUUGUUCUCCUCCUCCUAAUAUUGCCAAUGGGAUGCACAAUGGCGGCAACGUGGAAAUCUUUGAUUAUAACUCAUCGGUAACUUACAAAUGUGAUGAUAAUUUCUCACUUACUGGAGAGGCCUCCAUUCACUGUACAACUAAAGAUAACAUCAAUGGAGUCUGGAAUGGGCCUGCCCCUGAAUGCAAAGGCAUUUGUGAUUCUCCUCCAAGGUUGAGUUUUGCUGAGCUGCCUGGGGUAGUGAACGAUUCCUAUCCUUUUGGGACCCAACUGAAAUACUCCUGUCACCCAGGAUACAUUUUGGGCUCUGGAAAGUCUCCUGUAGUUACAUGUCUUGCAAAUUCAACAUGGUCAGUAGACCCUGAGUUUUGUGUAGGCACUUGUGAUUCUCCUCCAAGACUGAGUUUUGCUGAGCUGCCUGGGGCAAUGAACAAUUCCUAUCCUGUUGGGACCAAACUGAAAUACUCCUGUCACCCAGGAUACAUGUUGGGCUCUGGAAAGUCUCCUUUUGUUACAUGUCUUGCAAAUUCAACAUGGUCAGUAGACCCUGAGUUUUGUGUAGGAAGACCAUGUAAACAACUAGAACUAGAAAAUGGCAGGGUUCAUUUCACGGAUCUCCGGUUUGGUGCAACAGCAAACUUCUCCUGUAAUGAAGGGUACAGAUUAAAUGGACCAACUUCUGCCAAAUGUGUGGUUGUGGGAAAUGGAGUUGAUUGGGAUAAGGAGCUUCCACUUUGCGAAGCAAUACCUUGUCUUCCACCUCCUCAUAUCACCAAUGGAUCCCAUACUGGUCAGAGUGAACNAGGGUGA
Molecule: messenger RNA, 2373 nt
Organism: Trachemys scripta elegans
Lineage: Eukaryota; Metazoa; Chordata; Testudines; Emydidae
Product: complement component receptor 1-like protein
Exons: 17
Coding region: 61-2373 (770 amino acids)
Biological process (GO): negative regulation of complement activation, classical pathway
Source: RefSeq, a predicted model, not a curated record